AUGGCGGCUCUCGCAUUUCCCUCGCUUGCCAAAAAGGUAACUCUUUCGGAUGGCACGACUUAUAGCUACAUUUCUGUGGCACCGUCGAGUCAUUCAUCCGCAACCUUUCUGCUUCUUCACGGCUACCCUAGCUCUUGCUAUGACUGGCGUCAUCAAAUCCACUCAUUGAGUAGUUUAGGAUAUGGCGUGCUCGCUCCGGACUUACUCGGUUAUGGCGAAUCCAGCAAGCCGGCCGACCCCGCCUCUUACCGCUUGAAGCGUAUGGCGCUUCAUAUGGCUGAGCUUCUUGAUACUGAAAAUGUCUUCCGCUGUGUUGCAGUAGGGCACGACUGGGGUUGCGGUCUUUUAUCUCGUUUGAUAACCUGGAUUCCGGAUCGCCUCCUAGGCGCUGUCUUUGUGUCAGUUGGGUAUAUUGAGCCCGCAAUGAAAUGGGAUAUCAAAGCCAUUAACGAACAAACUGAAAGUAUGUUCGGCUAUUCUACAAAUGGCUAUUGGCCAUGGCACAAUACUGAAGAAGCUAUAAAGGACUGUAAUGAAAAUCCGGCAUCAGUGUUCACGCUCAUAUACGCCGCAGAAGCUGCACUAUGGAGGAAAUCCUUAGGCCCCGUUGGAGCAGCAGCGAAUUUUGUUAAGAGUGGCACGAUUGAGAAGUUGCCUUCCUGGUAUGGACUUGAUGAAUAUACGCUGAGAGAUCGGAUCCUAUCUAUUGGCGGAUACCAAGGGCCACUGAACUGGUACAAGGCCGCCAUGCGAGGAGUCAAUGACGAAGACGAGGCUGGUCUGACAGACUCAGACAAGAAGUGCGGACUGCCCGUGCUGCUCGCAGUCAGUGACGAGGACUACGUGACCAGGGCCGACCUCCAGAUUCCCGCGACCCAGAAAUGGGUCUCUGACCUUACCAUUAAGAACUUCUCGAGAUGCGGUCAUUGGAUUCAGUUGGAGCGGCCUGAAGAGCUGAACGGCAUGUUAGUCGACUUUGUCGAGUUGGUCACUGGCCAAGACUCCUCUCUCGUAGGUAGCGGAAUAACUCAAGGGCUAGAGGCUUAUACUCUUGAAGAGGCAGGCAUGUAGAAUUUAAUCCAAGUCGAACGA
This is a messenger RNA of Xylaria bambusicola, 1092 nucleotides long. RefSeq names its product putative epoxide hydrolase. Lineage: Eukaryota; Fungi; Ascomycota; Sordariomycetes; Xylariales; Xylariaceae. The transcript is spliced from 4 exons. The record is from RefSeq and is a predicted model, not a curated record. Gene Ontology annotation, molecular function: hydrolase activity. The coding region runs from base 1 to 1071 and encodes 356 amino acids.